This is a messenger RNA of Mus caroli (Ryukyu mouse), 3332 nucleotides long. The record is from RefSeq and is a predicted model, not a curated record. Lineage: Eukaryota; Metazoa; Chordata; Mammalia; Rodentia; Muridae.
UGGCUGGCGGGCAGCAUGGUUCAUUCCAGCAUGGGGGCUCCAGAAAUAAGAAUGUCUAAGCCCCUGGAGGCCGAGAAGCAAAGUCUGGACUCCCCGUCAGAGCACACAGACACCGAAAGAAAUGGACCCGACAUUAACCAUCAGAACCCCCAGAAUAAAGCGUCCCCAUUCUCUGUGUCCCCAACUGGCCCCAGCACCAAGAUCAAGGCUGAAGACCCCAGUGGCGAUUCAGCCCCAGCAGCACCCCCGCCCCCCCAGCCGGCUCAGCCUCAUCUGCCCCAGGCCCAACUCAUGCUGACGGGCAGCCAGCUAGCUGGGGACAUACAGCAACUCCUCCAGCUCCAGCAGCUGGUGCUUGUCCCCGGCCACCACCUCCAGCCACCUGCUCAGUUCCUGCUGCCACAGGCGCAGCAGAGUCAGCCAGGCCUGCUACCAACGCCAAAUCUAUUCCAGCUACCUCAACAAACCCAGGGAGCUCUCCUGACCUCCCAGCCCCGGGCUGGGCUUCCUACACAGCCCCCGAAAUGCUUGGAGCCGCCCUCCCACCCGGAGGAGCCCAGUGACCUGGAGGAGCUGGAGCAGUUCGCUCGCACCUUCAAGCAACGCCGCAUCAAGCUGGGCUUCACACAGGGUGAUGUGGGCUUGGCCAUGGGCAAGCUCUAUGGCAACGACUUCAGCCAAACGACCAUUUCCCGCUUCGAGGCCCUUAACCUGAGCUUCAAGAACAUGUGUAAACUCAAGCCCCUCCUGGAGAAGUGGCUCAACGACGCAGAGACUAUGUCUGUGGAUUCAAGCCUACCCAGCCCAAACCAGCUGAGCAGCCCCAGCCUGGGUUUCGACGGGCUGCCGGGGCGGAGACGCAAGAAGAGGACCAGCAUCGAGACGAAUGUCCGCUUCGCCUUAGAGAAGAGUUUCCUAGCGAACCAGAAGCCUACCUCAGAGGAGAUCCUGCUGAUCGCAGAGCAGCUGCACAUGGAGAAGGAAGUGAUCCGCGUCUGGUUCUGCAACCGGCGCCAGAAGGAGAAACGCAUCAAUCCUUGCAGUGCGGCCCCUAUGCUGCCCAGCCCGGGAAAGCCGACCAGCUACAGCCCUCACCUGGUCACACCCCAAGGGGGCGCAGGGACCUUACCAUUGUCCCAAGCUUCUAGCAGUCUGAGCACAACAGUUACUACCUUAUCCUCAGCUGUGGGGACGCUCCAUCCCAGCCGGACAGCAGGAGGGGGUGGGGGUGGGGGCGGAACUGCGCCCCCCCUCAAUUCCAUCCCCUCUGUCACUCCCCCACCCCCGGCCACCACCAACAGCACAAACCCGAGCCCUCAAGGCAGCCACUCGGCUAUUGGCUUGUCGAGCCUGAACCCCAGCGCGGGAAGCACAAUGGUGGGGUUGAGCUCUGGGCUGAGUCCAGCCCUCAUGAGCAACAACCCUUUGGCCACUAUCCAAGCCCUGGCCUCUGGUGGAACCCUGCCCCUUACCAGCCUUGAUGGCAGCGGGAACCUGGUGCUGGGGGCAGCCGGUGCGGCCCCAGGGAGUCCCAGCCUAGUAACCUCGCCUCUCUUCUUGAACCACACCGGUCUGCCCCUGCUCAGUGCCCCACCAGGCGUGGGCCUGGUCUCGGCGGCGGCUGCAGCCGUAGCAGCAUCCAUCUCCAGCAAGUCUCCUGGCCUCUCCUCGUCUUCUUCAUCCUCAUCAUCCUCCACUUGCAGUGAUGUGGCAGCACAGACCUCUGGAGGCCCCGGAGGACCCGAGGCGGGGUCCAAGGCUGAGUGAGAGCCGACCAUGCCUCCCCUCCUACUCCUCUGAGUCUCCUGACCUUGGUCCCCUGCCCAAGAGAGGGUAAGGAGGCUGGUGGGGGAUACGGUGGAUCCUUGGAGCAGGAGUGACAAAGGAGGAAAAGACCAAAAAUCCAACCAAAAAGAAAACAAAACAAAAAAACAACAAAACAAAAAAAUAAACAACAAAAAAAAAAAACAAAGAAACCAACCAACAACAAAGAAAACCAAAAAUAUUCACAACAGAAACCAGCUACCCUAAAGGAAAUAGAUGGAAAGCAAAGAAACGAACAACAACAACCAAACAACAACAAAAACAACAAUAAAACAACACCUCCAAACUAACCAAACCCCCCACCCCCAAACUGAACAAACCAAAAACCAGUCUUGAGCCAGAUCUUGGAGUGCUCACUGCUAUGACACCAAAUAAGAACCUUCAGCCAGGAGCGGAGCAGCCUCCAGCAGGUCGGACCUCAUGGGCAGAGCCCUGGCUGUGGGACCAACUCCUAACCUUACCCCACUGAGGGUGGGCAGAGAAGGAACCAGAGAAUGUGCCAGCUUGCUGGCCCAGCCCCAGCUCUGGGCCAAUGGAGACAGGUACUGCCUGGGGCAGGAGGCCCAGGGCCCAGAGCCACCUACCAAAUGGUCUUUUCCACAAGGUAAAAGAGGAAGGACCCGAACAACCUUUCACCAAAUACUCAGUAGCUUCAUCCAAAGGAUGUACAGAGUUUUUAGCGUUGCGCUCAACAGAAUGUGUGUCCCUUCUACGUGUUUCCUCUCCCCAGCCCCCCAGCUCUCCCCAACAGGGCAGGGGGUCUCGCUUUAACCCCUCCCCCCACCACCCCCAGCCUGGGGAGAGUUCAGAGGAAGGCCUGGGAAUGGGCUUUUUUGUCCUCUGCCCCUUUCUUUCUCCCUUUGAAGGGUGGGCUAGGCCAUUUUUUGCCGAGUUCCAGCUCUCAAAAGCCCCUCCUCAGCUCCCCCAUCACCUUUCUGCUCUGGAGUCUACCUCCUCCCCAGACUGUGGGAAGGUGGUCGGUUCAAGCAAAGGGGGAUACAGUGAGGGCAACCAAGUUGUCUUUCUUCCCAUCCUGUCUGUCAGUUUCCCUGAAAAAAAAAAUCAUAUUCCAGUGCCUAUCCGUGGGAUCUUCACGUUCUUUGACAUUAACCAGAAACCAAAAAGAUUAACUCGCCUCGCUCUGCCCACCCUACGCCCCCUAUGACACUGGCAGAUAGAUACCUCUCCCUUCCCUUUCCCUCCCCACCUUCCAAUGCACACACGCACACACCCCAGUGGUGGGCUCCGCCGGAUGGCAUCCCCAUCAGAACCGCAUGGUGGUGACAUCACCAUGACCUGUGGUUCCCCAUGCAAGUGGCUACCACUCCCACGAGACCUCCACGAGUCUUGGCUGGACCCUGUAUUUGCCUAGCUCUGGACAAAUCUCAACAGUGGACAGAGGAGACACUACUGGGAGCCACCAUGCCCUCCUACCAUGGAGGCCAACAAAGUUUUGAACCAAAAAAAAAAAAAAAAAACCAAAACAAAAAAACACAAAACCCAACAAA